AGACCAUUAUUUAAUUCGCACCAGAGAAACAGGAUUGGAUCAAGCUGCUGACUUUUUGGGUCUCAUCAUGGUCAACGCCUGCUUCCCUUUCUUCCUUCCCCAGUCUUUAUAUCGACCCCUUGACAAGCUUGCAAACAUCACUCUUGGACGCUUGUCCUCUCUUUUUCUUCUUCUUCUUCGUCUUCUUCGAACUGAAACAGAGUGGACCUUGUUCUACAGAGUCCUCUGUUCUGAACAUGGGAAGGCCACCGUGCUGUGACAAGGAGGGUGUCAAGAAGGGGCCGUGGACUCCAGAAGAAGACAUAAUCUUGGUCUCCUACAUCCAAGAACAUGGCCCUGGUAAUUGGAGAGCUGUUCCCACAAAUACUGGGCUUUUGAGAUGCAGCAAAAGUUGCAGGCUCCGGUGGUCAAAUUACCUCCGGCCGGGGAUCAAGCGGGGAAGCUUCACGGAUCAGGAGGAGAGGCUCAUCGUCCACCUGCAAGCGCUGCUCGGAAACAGAUGGGCGGCGAUCGCUUCGUAUCUGCCGGCGAGAACGGACAACGACAUCAAGAACCACUGGAACACGCACCUGAAGAAGAAGCUGGGGAAUCAGGCAGCAAAUGUCCCCGAGAACGGUAGCCGGGCCAGCUGCCGGUCGGUGGCGAAGGGGCGGUGGGAGAAGUGCCUGCAGACGGACGUCGGCAUGGCGAAGCGGGCGCUCAGCGAGGCCCUGGCGGUGGAGAGGCCUCCUGCCGCCACCAGCUACGCCUCCAGCACCGAGAACAUCUCUCGGCUCCUGCAGUCGUGGCUUAAUCCCGGCCUGUGCGCCGCCGCCGCAGCCGCCUCCAGGGGGUCGGGGACGAGCGAGUCGGCGUCGAGCCAGGCAAGUGUCAGUACGUCGACGGUGGUGUGUCCGAACGAGGACUCCUCUCCGCCGUCGCCGCCUCUGAUGUCGUAUCUGGAGUCGUGGUUGCUGGACGAGGACGAGAGGCAGGACGUGUUCCUGGAGGACAUGGCUGCUGUUAGUGACACGUGUAAUUUUCUCUGAUUAAUGGUUGAUUUUCUAGG
Molecule: messenger RNA, 1048 nt
Organism: Zingiber officinale
Lineage: Eukaryota; Viridiplantae; Streptophyta; Magnoliopsida; Zingiberales; Zingiberaceae
Product: myb-related protein 306-like
Exons: 2
Coding region: 237-1028 (263 amino acids)
Biological process (GO): response to auxin
Source: RefSeq, a predicted model, not a curated record